Molecule: messenger RNA, 162 nt
Organism: Caenorhabditis elegans
Lineage: Eukaryota; Metazoa; Nematoda; Chromadorea; Rhabditida; Rhabditidae
Source: the annotation of a RefSeq genome assembly
ACAAUAUUUUUGAAAAACAAUCGUAAUUUGCGUUUUAGUUGGUUAAACGGUAGGAAGGGGAAGGAGCGGGCUGCGAACUGCCAUUGCUGCAAGACCACGCAGGCGUCGCCUCCAAACCACGCAGGCAACGCGUUGAAACCACGCAGGGACUGGCAUUCUUGA